UCUGCGCUGGAGUGAGAGAGGCGGGGCCGGGAGGAGACGGCGAUGGGGCUGGCUGAGGAGGAAGGCGGGGGAGGAAGGCGGCGGUGUUGCUGCUGGUGUUGCUGACGACCUUCCUCGGGGGAAGCGAGUGGGAACCCCGUCCCGCCCAGGCAAGGUCCUGGCUGGGCUGGUAGUGGCAGCGGCGGCGGCGGCUAAGAAGAUAGAAGAAUAGAAGCUGUCAAGAUGAGCAGAAAGCCUCCAAUCCGUCCGGGGAUCACAUUUGAGAUAGGUGCUCGUUUGGAAGCACUUGAUUACCUACAAAAAUGGUAUCCUUCACGCAUUGAGAAGAUAGACUAUGAAGAGGGGAAGAUGCUUGUCCACUUUGAACGCUGGAGUCAUCGUUAUGAUGAAUGGAUUUAUUGGGACAGUAAUCGAUUGCGACCCCUUGAGCGGCCAUCGCUAAGGAAAGAGGGUCUAAAAGAUAAUGAUGAAUUUGUUGAUUUUAAACCUGGAGAAGAAGUUCUAGCUCGUUGGACAGACUGUCGAUAUUAUCCUGCAAAGAUUGAAGCAAUUAACAAAGAAGGAACCUUUACUGUACAGUUCUAUGAUGGAGUGAUUCGGUGUCUUAAAAGAAUGCAUAUCAAAUCUAUGCCUGAAGAUGCCAAAGGGCAGGCGCGUGAGUGGCGGCAGAUAGCACCGGAGCUGAGAUUAGUGACGGAUAACGAGCCACAUGAAGACUGGAUAGCCUUGGUCAAAGCUGCAGCAGUGGCAGCAGCUAAAACCAAAGCAGGAGUUAAACCUCGGACCAGUGUGAACAGCAGUAAAGACAAAGAGGAAAGAAAAUGGUUUAAAGUACCUUCAAAGAAGGAAGAAACUUCAACCUCGGCAAUUGUGCAGGAAGUCCAGAAGAAGGAGGAGCAGCCUACAUCCAGUGAGACACUUGGAUUCCCUCUAGUGGACGUCCCAAAGAUUGCCUUUGUACAGGCCGAGAAUGCAUUGGCACACAAGAGGAAAAAUAAUCUAGGCAACUCAUUUCAGGCAAAGAGGGCUCGACUUAACAAGAUCACUGGGUUGUUGGCAUCCAAAGCUGUCAGCGCUGAUGGUGCUGAAAAAAAGGAAGGCAACAAACAAGCAGCUCCAGUCUUGGAGCAGGAGAUAUCACCUAAGCCUCAAAGUCAGAAAAAAAAUGAAGCUGAUAUUAGCAGUUCUGCCAGCAUUCAGAAAUCUGCACUGUUGCCCUCAACUUUGUCUUCAGGAAAGGCUCGCAGCAAGAAAUGCAAACAAGAAUCUGGAGAUUCUGCAGGGUGUAUAAAGCCCCUUAAAUCACCAAUUUCCCCAGAGUUAAUACAAGUGGAGGAUUUGACCCUGGUCUCCCAGCUUCCUUCUUCUGUGAUAAAUAAAACUAGUCCAUCACAGCCAGUGAGUGCCCUUAGAUCCUUCAAAAAUAGCCAGCGGAGAAGAUCACAGCGUUUAGCGACUGGUUCGUUGCCUCUUGAUUCUGUAGAAAAAGUUCCUUCUCCCUCUCCAGUCACUGAUAGAAAAGUAUUCUCCAUCACUGCCCCAAAUCAGCUGCCAGCAUUACUGGAGGUUCCCUGUGUUGCUCAUGUCUCUCUUGAGAAGCGCGGACUGUGCCUCCCUCUUGACUUAAGCCGUAACUUGGAUGUUUCAGCGUUGUUAACAGCGGAGGCUGCUUUCCGCAGUGAAUACCCCAUUAAAGCGAAGGAAGAUAAUCAGAUGGUGUUAUGUCAUUCUCCUAAAGCAGUAACCGAUGGCAGAAUAGUCCCAGUGGCAUCAGGAACGUUGAAAACGGAGAGAAAAAUAAAAUUAGAAGAGAGAUGCUCAUCAUUGCUUGGUAAAAAGAAAGAGAAGGAUAAAGAAAGGAAGGAGAAGAAGGAAAAAGAUCAUAAGUCAAAAGUGAAGAAGAAGAAGAAGAAGAAGAAAAAGAAGUCCAAGCAGCAUGAUUAUUCGGAUUUCGAGGAUAGUUCUCUCGAGUACUUGGACAGGUGCUCCUCUCCAUUCACCAGAUCUUCUGGGAGCUCACUGACGCUACGGAGCACAACAGUGGAGAAGAACACGUCGUAUCAGUUCCCAAGGGCUAUUCUGUCUGUCGACCUUAGUGGUGAAAACCUCUCUGAUAUGGAGUUUUUAGAUGACUCUUCUACUGAGAGUUUGCUGCUGAGUGGCGAUGAGUACAAUCAGGACUUUGAUUCAACCAAUUUUGAAGAAUCUCAGGAUGAGGAGGAUACUCUAAAUGAAAUUGUCAGGUGUAUCUGUGAAAUGGAUGAGGAAAAUGGCUUCAUGAUUCAGUGUGAAGAGUGCCUCUGUUGGCAGCACAGUGUGUGUAUGGGCUUGUUGGAGGACAGCAUUCCGGAGCAGUACAUCUGCUACAUUUGCAGGGACCCACCUGGUCAGAGAUGGAGUGCCAAAUAUCUCUGUGAUAAAGACUGGUUAAAUAAUGGCCGCAUGUGUGGUCUAUCGUUUUUAAAAGAGAACUACUCUCAUUUGAAUGCCAAAAAGAUUGUUUCAACACACCACCUCCUGGCUGACGUAUAUGGGGUUACGGAAAUACUGCGUGGCUUACAGCUGAAGAUUGGGAUACUCAAGAAUAAGCAUCACCCUGACCUUCACCUGUGGGCUUGCACAGGUGUGCGGAAGAAUCAAGACCAAAUAACACUUGGAGUGGGAAGACGAGUGUUGGCUGUGCCAGAUGCCAUUAACCCCCCUGCAAGGACGUGUCAUGGUCAAAACCAUAAAGAUCCCCCUCGUGUACCCCAGAAGAUGGAAGAAACGUACAUUACAAGUGAGCACAGUUACCAGAAACCCCAGAGUUUUGGUCAGGACUGCAAAUUGAUGACCAAUCCCAUCAGCUCAGAUGAUGAUGACACCAGCAGUUUUGAGGAUGAUCCAGAGCUUCCCUUAGAGGAUAAAAACUGUUUACAAUAUUCAUCUAAAGAAGGUGGAUUCAGCCAUCAGAGGCAUUUGGCUGAAGGGAACACUGUGUUUGUAUUUAAUGAAAAAAGAGGAGCUGAAGAAUGUGUGGACUCCCGUCUUCAGUGGCAGCUAAACCUCCUCACCCACAUAGAGAAUGUACAGAAUGAAGUUGCUAGCAGAAUGGACCUGAUUGAAAAGGAAGUGGACGUUUUAGAAAGCUGGCUUGACUUCACUGGGGAAUUGGAGCCACCGGAUCCCCUUGCACGGCUGCCUCAGCUCAAGCGUCGGAUCAAACAGCUCAUAUCUGACAUGGGAAAAGUCCAGCAAAUAGCAACUCUUUGCUCAGUAUGACAAAGAGAAAGCUAAAGGAAUACACACAUAGGCUCUUAACAAUGAAUUCCAUAUGAUUCACAAGACGUGAUGAAAGAGUGAUUACGAAAAGAGAAAAGAAGCUUAAACACUGUUCCUUGUUCUGUGUCGAUUGUCCCAUUAUCCUGAAAGUCUAGAGAAGAGGAAGAAAGAACUGGUCACGCCAACAUGGCCUGCAAGGCUGCUUUCACAGGCAGCAUCAAGGGAGAAAUCUUUAGACUGGUGUUAAAAAAAAUAAAUAAACCAGCCAAAGCAAGCUGUAGUGGGAGAAGGAAAGCAAUUGCAAUGUUUUCUUUCAGUGCUGACAGCAGAACAAGGAGAUUUUCACCCACCGGUAUCUUGAAGGAUGGGUAAAACUGAGCAAAUGCCUGUUUUCCCUUGUGCAACAGAUGUUAUCCAGGAAAAUGAAAAGCCUUCUUACUAGCUUCCUUUUUAUAAAAAAAAAAAAAAAAGACUUUUUUCUGCAGUGGUCUCUUCAUGAAUAUUAUUUUUUUAAGCAAAACCUUCCUUGCAUUGAUCUUCUGCUGCUUUUUAGAAACAAGGAGGGUAACAGUCAGAAGUGCCAAAUAACAUUUUGAAAAACCACUGAAACGAGAAUGAGAGUUGUUUGAUGAGUGUUUCUCCCUCUUCCCCCCCCUCGCCCCACUACCCCAGCAGAGCCCUCCAUAUUGCCAGCAAACCAUCCAGAAUUGUACCUAAUUCAUAUUUGUGUUCAGCCGAAGCUUAACAGUAUUCAGGGCUGCAGUACACUUAUUUUUUAUUUUUUUGGUCCUGAAUGACUCUGGAUAGCAAUUUGAUUUCUGACAUUCUUGUUCUCCUCAGCUGGAUUGAGGAAUGGCCAGAGCAUCCAGAACACCAGCACCUGGCUGUGAAACAGGGCCACUUACCAUGUUAACUAUUUUUAGAUUGGGCAGUAUCUCACUCACAAAGCCCAUCAGUGCAAGGAUUUUUGCUUGCGGAACAGAUCUCUCCUCCUCCCCCCAUGCAUACCCCACACCCUCCCAAAUCUGUUCCAAAGGGUUGGGGGAACCCCUAGACAGGAUUUAAGGGGAGCGUGGGAGGGAGGGUGGCACAAGGGGAAGUCCUUGUGCCAAUGGGACACGUUAGUUGGAUACUUCCCUUUGUCUGGAAAAACAACACAAUCUUGCGACGUGAGGAGUAGUUUUCUGCAGAUGUCUCGUGAGAUACACCUGUAUUGUAUGCCAGUGAACUUUGAGUUGCUCAGCUGCACCUGUGUCUUUGGUCCAAAUAAACCUUUCCUGCACUAUUUGAAAUGCUGGAGUGACCUGCAGGAUCAAUCCCUGUGAAUCAAAAUUGUAGUUUUGGGAGCUGCCCUCCUAAAGUGGAUAUGGUGAAAAAUCACUCAUAUUUGAGUGCCCCUAACAGAGAAUUGCUUGCCAUGAUCUGUUCAGGACGUUCACUUACGUGUUGGCAAAAUGUCAUGAAACCAAAGUCAACCUAGUUGCCAUGGGUUUUUUUUUUAAUUUUCUGGACCAAGUCCAGAGCCUUCACUUUACUUUUAUUCAUCUGCAUUAUUACUGCAGCCACUGCUACAUGUUGGAAUAUGUAUAUAUGUCUGUGUGUGCCACACACACUCAUAUACAUAUUGCAAUGCAGAGACAUAUUUAUAUUGACAAGUCUAGUUUUAUUACAAUAGGCUAAGACCUUGGUGACAAAAUACUUAAAAUGUUACCUUUUAACAAGCAGUUUCUUAAAAAAAAGAGAAAAUGAAAAUAAUGUAUGUACAGGUUUUGAAAUUUGUAAAAAAAAAUUAAAAAAAUAUUGACUGUUCAGAAGAGGUUAUGUAACUGAUAACAGCACGAUACUUGAACACUUUAUGCCUCCCCAACUGUUUUCAGUGCUGGUGAUAUGUAUAAAAGCAUAUGAGAACUGUAUGAUGGGCCAUAAACUGGGAUAAGAGUACAAGCCACUGUACAUUAAAAAAUGUAUUUAAAUUUGCAGAUACACUGUUCUAUAUGUAAGGUACUGUAUGUAAAGCUGUUUAUUAAACUAUUCUGCAUACUCUG
Rhineura floridana is the source of this 5306-nucleotide messenger RNA. It is a transcript of the gene PHF20L1, whose product is annotated as PHD finger protein 20 like 1. NCBI's taxonomy places the organism in Eukaryota, Metazoa, Chordata, Lepidosauria, Squamata, Rhineuridae. Bases 223 to 3261 code for a protein of 1012 amino acids. The record is from RefSeq and is a predicted model, not a curated record. Gene Ontology annotation, biological process: regulation of transcription by RNA polymerase II. The transcript is spliced from 21 exons. Gene Ontology annotation, cellular component: NSL complex.